AUGGAAAUUAAAUAUAGUGGAUAUUUAUUUAAGUAUACACAAAAAGGAUUAAUAAAGUAUUAUAAAAAAAGAUAUUUUAUAAUUUCAGAGUAUGAUGAUAUUAUUUAUUAUUAUGAUUCAGCUGACCAAAAAAAAUUAUGUGGGUCAAUUAAAAUAAAGGAUAUUUUAGAUUUUAAUAUUUCCAAUGAUAAGAAUUUUAAUUCAAAUUCAGUAUGGGGCUUUGAGAUAACAACACCAGGAAGAGUAUAUUACUUUUAUAGCAAUAAAGAAGAAGAUAGAAUUUAUUGGAUUGAAGCAAUUUCAAAUAGAUCAUCCAAUUUAAAAUUAUUAAAUUUAGAGGAUAAAUUAAAAAAUAAUAAAGGAUAUGACACUUUUAUUGAAAAUAAAUUUGAUACCCCACCUACCCCCACAUCUCUAUUAACACUACCACCAUUAUCAUCACCUCUUUCUACAUUAAAUUCACUAUCAAAUUCAGAUUCAUCACCAUUGAUACAUUUAGAAUUAAACAAUAAAACCAAUUUAAAACUUAUAAAAUUACUAAAACAAUUUAAUCAAAUUAAAAAAAACGAAAAUAAUAUAAAACAAAUAUAUUUUUAUGAAAAAAAUAAUCUGGAUAAGGUAAUUGGUGUAUUUGACGAAUUUCAAAUUAAAAUAAAUUCUUUAAAUUUAAAAUUGAUAAACUUAAAUUCAAAUGUUAUAUUUCAAAAUAACAAUAUUAAAGAAAGUAUAGAGUCAAUAGAUAACAAAAUAACAAAUUCUUUUGAAAACUAUUUAAUGUGUAAUAAUAAUGAAGGUGAAGAUGAAAUUUUAAUUUAUAUUAAAAAUCAAAUGGAAGAAUUAAAUAACAAAACUAAUGUAAUAAUUGAACAAUAUAAUAAAAGAUUAAUAGAUUUAAACUCAAACUAUAGUUGUUUUAAAGAAAUUGAAAAGCAACACAAUAAAUCAUUAAUAGAUACAUUAAAAUCAUUUCAUAACCAUGUUUAUUUAAUUAAUAAUAGAGAAAUUAUUUCAAACAGUUUGGAGAAUGUUUCAAUAUUGCUGGAAUCAUUCUUAAAAAAUUUAAUACAUUAUUAUAAUUUACAUUUAGGAUUUUAUAAUAAUCAUUAUAUAAAUAAUUUUAUUUAUUAUUUUAAUAAAAAUAAAAAUAAAUUUCAAGAUAGUGGCAUUAAAAAAAAUAGGGAAAUAAAAUUUUGCAUAAACAAUAGUAAAAAUGAUAAUAAUUCAGAAAUUGAAAACAAUAAUUCAUUAGAAGAUAAUGCAAUAAUCGAUGAUAUAGUAGACAACUUUAAGAAUAAUAAAAAACUAUUAGUACCCUCAAACUUUAAAUCAGUAACAUUUUCAUUAGAUGUAAAUCUAGAAGACAAUAUUGAUAUUUUAUAUAAAAAAGUAUCAGAAAGAUGUGAAAAAAAAUUAUUUCAAUUUAAUUUAAUUUAUGCAGGAGAUUUAUUAUCAAAAGGUACUAUUGGUCAAUUUGGAAUCAAAAAAGAAUGCACUAUUCAUAUGAUUUUAAUCAAAGAAUUAGUAGUUGAAAUAUCCUAUAAAGAAAAACUAUUUCCAAUAUCAAUUCCAAACAAUGAUGGAUUAAAAGUAUUGCAUUUAAUAAAAAAUAUUAGAGAGGAAAUUGGUAUUGAAUAUUCGGAAGUUAAAACCUCAAAAAUUGUAUUAUGCAAACAUGGAAUUGAUUUAAAUGAAUCAAUGGCAUUACAAGAAAAAGUCUCAAUGAAUGAUGUCCUAGAUAUGAAAUUAAUAGAAACUGAUACAUCUUCUUCAUCAUUCUCAACAACUACAUCAACUGCAGUCGAAGAUUCAAUUAAUGAGAGUGAAUUGUUAAAAAGUUUUGUAGAAUCAUCAAUCUCAUCAGAUGUUGAAAUAGUUUUUUGUUUUGAUACUACUGGUAGUAUGGCUUCAGUUAUAGAAUCAGUUAAAUCCAAAGUAAAUCAAACAGUAACCCGUUUAAUGCAAACCAUUCCAAAUAUUAAAAUAGGAAUUAUGGGUUUGGGAGAUUAUUGUGACCGUGAAAAUGUCAUAACAACUUUAGAUUUAACCGAAAAUGUUGAAAAAUUAACAACUUUCAUUACUAAAAUCCCUCAUACUAGCGGAGGUGAUGUACCAGAGGCAUAUGAAUAUGCAUUAUAUAAAGCAAAAGAAUUAUCAUGGUCAAAGCAUACAUCAAAGGCAUUUGUUAUGAUUGGUGAUUCCAAUCCUCACGAACCUUCAUUUACUAAUUUACAUAUCAAUUGGUUUGAAGAAUGUGAUAAUCUUUUUGAUAUGGGUAUCAAAAUCUAUGGUAUUCAAGCAAUUAAAGAAUGUUGUUUCUAUCAAGAAAUUGCGGAGAGAACUGGUGGUCUUUGUAUAAAAUUUAACAAAUUUGACUUAAUUACCGAAAUGUUUUUAGCAAUUUGUUAUAGAGAAGCAAAUAAAGAAAAAUUCAAAGAUUAUGAAAAAGAAUUAAAAUCAAAUGGUCAACAUGGAAAUGAUUUAAAAGAAAUUUUAAAUGACUUAAAUAAAGAAAAUUUUAUAGUAAUAGAAGAAAAUAAAGAAUCAGUUGAAAAAGAAAAUAUUAAUGAAAUAUUAAACAAUAAUAAUAAUAAUAAUGAAUCAUCAUCUUCUACAAAACCAGUUUUAAAAGAAAUUAUAAAACAAAGAGGCAAACCAACAACAAUUAAAAAUUCAGAAACAUGGUUUAAUAUUUCAAUGGAUAGUCUAAAUAGAACACCAACAUUUGUAUAUAAAAAAGAUAAAGGUUAUUUCGAAAAAAAAAAAAUAGAACCUUAUGUUUAUAAACCCAUUAAAGAAAGUACUAAUAAUUCAAAAUGUAAUAUAAUGUAA
Molecule: messenger RNA, 2829 nt
Organism: Dictyostelium purpureum
Lineage: Eukaryota; Evosea; Eumycetozoa; Dictyosteliales; Dictyosteliaceae
Exons: 5
Coding region: 1-2829 (942 amino acids)
Molecular function (GO): protein binding
Source: RefSeq, a predicted model, not a curated record